Cercospora beticola is the source of this 396-nucleotide messenger RNA. It is a transcript of the gene TRM112, whose product is annotated as RNA methylation protein TRM112. NCBI's taxonomy places the organism in Eukaryota, Fungi, Ascomycota, Dothideomycetes, Mycosphaerellales, Mycosphaerellaceae. Gene Ontology annotation, biological process: peptidyl-glutamine methylation; rRNA (guanine-N7)-methylation; tRNA methylation. The record is from RefSeq and is a predicted model, not a curated record. Gene Ontology annotation, molecular function: protein heterodimerization activity.
AUGAAGUUACUUACUAUGAAUUUCCUCACUUGCGCGCGCAAGACGUGCAAGUCUUCGCCGGCGGCCUUCCCUUUGCAUCCAAAGGAGGCAGAACUCGAACAGAUCGAGCUGGACAUGAACCCGCUGUUUAUCAAGAACAUGCUUCCUCGACUGGACUGGGAGGCCAUGAAGACUUUGACACAAGAGCUCGGGCUGCCGAAUCUGCCAGCAGAGACCCCAGAACCAGAAGCACUCGUCGACGAGAAUGAGGAGCCAUCACAAAUCUUGAAAGAUCUCCACCUGCUGCUCAUGGAGACGAGCAUCGCAAGUGGAAAGCUAGUCUGCGGCAACUGCGGCCACGAAUACGCAGUGAAGGAAGGAAUUGCCAACUUCCUCUUGCCAAGCCAUAUGGUUUGA